AUGGAUUCAGAGACAGCUUUCAGUGUCAAAGACGACUGGCCGGCUUUUUCGACUACCUCUCAGGGCCGAUCCUACGACUGCAACUUCUGUAAAAGAGGCUUUUCUAACGCUCAAGCCCUCGGCGGCCACAUGAACAUCCAUAGAAAAGACAGAACUUUGAAGCCAAAGAAGCCCAACGCAAGAGGUAGCCAAGCACCCAUCUCUGUCUUUUCUUCUUCUUCUUACUUUCCUCCCUCCAGCAAAAGAUUGCUCUAUUCCUGGAUUGGCCUUGCUGAAGAUGGUGGCUCACAGAAGCCCUUGCCGCUGUUCAUGGAGAUGCCUGUUAGCGCCGCGGUAGAAAAUGAUGGUCGUGGGAGAAUAAUAGCUCAUGAAUUGGAUCUUGAGCUUCGCCUUGGGCUAUAG
Molecule: messenger RNA, 402 nt
Organism: Dendrobium catenatum
Lineage: Eukaryota; Viridiplantae; Streptophyta; Magnoliopsida; Asparagales; Orchidaceae
Product: zinc finger protein 2-like
Exons: 1
Coding region: 1-402 (133 amino acids)
Source: RefSeq, a predicted model, not a curated record